AAGUCUCCCACCUGGCGAACCAAGUCCACCGCGGCAAAACUACCAACAUGAUCAAGAUCGUGCUGUGCUGCUGUCUGGCGGCGCUGGCCUGCGGCGCCCCUGCCGGUCCUGACGGCUCCACCACCACCCCGGUGCCCAUCAUCUCCCAGUCCAACGUCGUCAACGGCGACGGCUCGUUCCAGAACAGCUACGAGAGCGGUGACGGCACCAAGGUGGAGGCCUCCGGCGAGCUGAAGACCGUCGGCCCCGACGGCGAGGUUGGCGAGGCCGUCAAGGGCUCCUACUCCUUCUCCAUCGACGGCGUGCUCUACAGCCUCACCUACACCGCCGACGAGAACGGCUUCCAGCCGCAGGCCGACUUCAUCCCCACCACUCCCCCAAUCCCGGAGAAGAUCCUCGAGGCGCUGGCCUACAACGCCGCGCACCCCGAGGAGGACACCCCUGCGCCCAAGAGCAAGUGAGCUCACCACCCUCCCCCCUGCGUGCCGUCAGUCCUCGCCGACCCAACUCACCCGGACGUCUCCUGCGCCUCUCCGAGUCCUGGCGAACGAAACGAAAAUUCAUCAUUCUCAAUGUAAAAAAAAUGAAAGUCAGUGUAUGUUACACAUUUUAUUCAUUAUCUUUUUUUUACAGUAUACAAUAAAAAAAUCAGUUAUUUUUUACAUGCUGUAACCUUAUUUACCGUACAAAACGUCUGUCCGAUUUACGUUCACUAUGCAAUCUACAGUGUGUCCAUAAAAUAAUGUUCAAGUUUCAAUGCUAUAUUAUAAGACUAUUUACAACAAAAAAAAAAUACAUCAAAUUGAAGGGGUAAACUGACCUAUUUUUUUUUAUUUUGCAAAUUUUUCAAAAUGUGCACCUUUAGUUAUGCAGCACACGUCCAACCAAAAUUCCAGUUCUUCCCAAACUUUAGUUAACACGCCUCUUAAAUUCUGUGUUUCAACUCUAGCAAAUCAUCAGGUAGCUGCGAUACGUAGGCACGAUCUUUUACUUAGCCCCAAAGGGGAAGAAAAAAAAAAGCAUGACGUUAUGUCAGGUGAACGUGGAGGCCAGCGGCAAAAGAGCUGUCGACUCGACCAUUACUACCAAUCCAACGGUUAAGAAAAACAUUUAACCACUCUCGUAUAAAGAUAUUUCAAUGGGGAGGGGUUUUAUCCUGUUGCCAAAUAAAGUUUACAUGUUCACCCUCUACUAACUGGCGAAAAAGCCAUUCUUGCGCGCUGCAAAACAGAUAACAACAAAGCAGUAUUCGCGCAUGCGCUUAUCUAAAACGGUUUGAUUUACUCUUUAAUAAUGGCCUGGAACCAACACUUCAAAACACUUACAGUUAAUAUUUCAAAUUUUAUAUUUGGUACAUUAUGUUAUGGACAUAUGGUAUAAAUGUGUUAUUUAUCUACAAAUAUCUAUUUUAUGGAAAUUAUUACAAAUUUACGAUAUUUGUGUUUAAACGUUUUUACUUGCAAAACAUUGCAAUACGUUUUUUCUAUUUAGACCUAAAUAAGUUAUUUUUACGUUAAGUAAAAGUUCAAUAAUGUAAUUAUUUUUCGAGUAUUUACUUACUCUGUUGUAUAAGUAGUGUUUGUUACUUCUUUAAGCUUGAGUGUGAGGUUUUGAAAGUAGCAUAAAUCAUCAUUUAAUUCAAAAA
Messenger RNA from Bacillus rossius redtenbacheri, 1645 nucleotides. Its product is annotated as endocuticle structural glycoprotein SgAbd-3-like. The record is from RefSeq and is a predicted model, not a curated record. The transcript has 3 exons. Gene Ontology annotation, cellular component: chitin-based extracellular matrix. Gene Ontology annotation, molecular function: structural constituent of chitin-based larval cuticle. Lineage: Eukaryota; Metazoa; Arthropoda; Insecta; Phasmatodea; Bacillidae. Bases 48 to 461 code for a protein of 137 amino acids.